GAGAGAGAGAGAGAGAGAGAUCAGCGCUGAAGAUUGAGAGGGAGGGGGAAGAAAGGAGAUAAAGGGGGAUUGUAGGGUCUUCACCAAACAACUCGUGAAGCAUCUACAGGUCGUGUAUUGUUAACCCUCUUGUGUUCUUAGUGAGCUGUAGGAAAAUGACAGAAGCGGAGCUAUAUGAUGAAUAUAAAGGGGUUUACGUGCCUAAACACCUCCACCCUCCUGAGAGCCUGAAAUACUAUGAGGACUUCACUUUCCGGCCGGACGACGUGCUUAUCGUGACCUACCCAAAGUCCGGUACGACAUGGCUGCAGGAGAUUGUACCACUGGUCCUCAGCGAUGGAGAUCUCGCCUCGGUUCGGACUGUACCAAACUGGGACAGGGUACCCUGGCUGGAAGAGCAUCGAGCGGUUUUGCUGAAUCUGGAGCAAAGACCCUCGCCUCGAGCCUUUGCCACCCACUUUCACCAUUAUAUGAUGAACGAGUCGUAUUCCAAAGUGAAGCCAAAGGUCAUUUACGUAAUGCGAAACCCCAAGGAUGUGUUCACGUCUUCCUUCUACUACUAUGGAAUGGCUUCCUACUUGGUGAAUCCAGGCACUGCUGACGAGUUCAUGGAAAGGUUUCUAAACGGAAAAAUAAUGUUUGGUUCAUGGUUUGAUCAUGUGAAGGGAUGGCUGAACGCUAAAGAUCAAGAGCACAUUUUCUAUGUUGCUUAUGAGGAACUGAUACAGGAUUUGAAAGGAUCUGUCUCAAGAAUUGGCCAGUUUCUGGGAAAAUCUCUAAGUCCAGAAGUGGUCGAGAAAAUAGCCGAAAACUGCGUUUUCAAAAACAUGAAGCAGAACAAGAUGUCCAACUACUCUCUGGUUCCGGAAGAGUUCAUGGACCAGAAGAAAUCAGAGUUUCUCAGGAAAGGAGUUGUUGGAGACUGGAAGAACCUUUUCACAGAGGCCCAAACACAGAGAUUCGAUGCUGUGUAUAAAGACAAAAUGAAGGACGUGAAGUUUAAAUUCGCCUGGGAUUAAUGGAAAUCACUAUAUCCAUAUAACAUUAUAUAAGUGCCAUUACGAUGUUAUAACUGCACAGGGAAUUUUGUGCACUUUCUUGAUAGUGUGCAAGUGCAAUGUUCUCUUAAAACACUAGAUUUAUGUUCAACUUGUUUCAGGUACAGCUUGGCGUUGGUACAGAGAUUAAAAUAGUCAUUAUCUGACUCUUAUGGCAUUUGUUGUUUAUUCUAUAGAACAUGUAUAACAAAAAUGUUCGACACUAUGUUUGUAUGAUGCCAGUAAGGCAGGCACCAACUGAACCAGUGUUCACAGGUUGAGUUAGUAAUGAACUGAACCACCUCUACAAGAUG
Molecule: messenger RNA, 1351 nt
Organism: Colossoma macropomum (tambaqui)
Lineage: Eukaryota; Metazoa; Chordata; Actinopteri; Characiformes; Serrasalmidae
Product: sulfotransferase 2B1-like
Exons: 6
Coding region: 156-1019 (287 amino acids)
Biological process (GO): sulfation
Cellular component (GO): cytoplasm
Molecular function (GO): sulfotransferase activity
Source: RefSeq, a predicted model, not a curated record